CCGCCGUCGACGCGCCACCCUCAGUUCUCUCCGGCGGUGCGGUUCUACACCCCCGACAUGCGUUCGCGUUGCGGCGCGUUUUUCGGUGCCGGCAUCGUGUGGUGCCUGCUCGUCCUGCACGCGCAGGACGCCAACGCUUAUCUCGACGUCUUUAUCACGCCCGAGGAAGUUAUGAAGUUAUUAGGACUUCAAGCGGAGUUAUAUUACGUCCGCGAGGGUGUCGUCAACACGUACGCACUUAAUUUCGUAGUGAUGAUCCCGGCAAACAUAUCAGAUCUACAAUUUUCUUGGCAGAGCUUAGGAAAACAUCCGCUUCCCUAUGCGCUGACGGUGACAUACGAUGGGGAGGCGGGUGCCAUGUUGCCUCCUCAGAUGAACAUCUCAUCCACUGGGAUGAUUCCAACCUCUGUUCAGUCAUUUAGGGUGCGUUUAUUAUGCACAGGCCUGAAAAGUGCUGAAACCGAAGUUCAGCUGUUGUUAAACGUCUCCACUUCGAAUCGCUAUCACAACAACACGUUCCUCCGCUUUCGACGCAACAAAAUAUGCCUGAAAGGCGUGCGACCGCCGACGGAGACGCUCCGCCUCGACCCGGACACACUCACCAGCUCCACGCACUCUCUCUAUGUGGCGGCAGCGUGUGCUGUUGGCAUGAUUGUUGUCGUCGUCGCCACAACUUCUACUAUAUGUAUCAAGGGGAAGAAAUUACCCACGCAGGAACCUAAUUACAUGUCAGCUGCAUACGACUGCAAUCAACAUGUGUUCGUGCGCCUUGGCACCGGAGGCGGUUCAACAAUCGGACGCACUCCCAGUGCCGACAGUGGAAGUUAUGCAACUAUCGCAAGUAUCCACAAAUCGCCACCCUCUCCAUCUCCGUAUGCAACCAGUGACGCUCUCAGAGUCUCCUAUUAUGCAUCUUCCCAAGUUAUGUUACUAUCACAGCUAGUACUGCAAGAUCCACGAACUUGUGACCCAACAGACCGAGUGCGCGCUCUAUCCGUGUCGGGGACUAGCAUCAGUCUACAAGAGGUCACACAAGAGGGCACCUUCGGACAGGUGUACCGAGGAAAACUGCGGCAGCAGGAAGCCGUGACGAUAAAAACCGUUACAGAUGCUGCAUCCAAAAUGCAAGUUUUAAUGUUCCUCGCUGAAGGAAUGAUGUUGUAUGGGAUGUCACACAAAAAUGUGUUGCCCGUCAUCGGGACUAAUGUAGACGAUUCAAGGAAACCCUUGCUUGUCUACCCAUUCAGCAAUAAGGGCAAUUUAAAGAGAUUUUUGGUGAAAUGCCGCCAAAGGGAUGAGGAAUUGUAUCCGCUAUCGACGCAGAGUCUCGUCGACAUGGCGAUACAGAUCGUCCUCGGGACGAUGUACUUGCACGCGCAGUUGGUGUGCCAUAAAGACUUAGCUACGCGAAAUUGUGUGGUUGAUGAUAAAUUAAAAGUGAGGAUCACGGAUAGCGCCCUAUCACGCGAUCUCUUCCCCGGGGAUUAUUCCUGUCGGGAUAAUGAGAAUCGACCGAUUAAGUGGCUCGCCAUCGAAAGUUUAGUGAACAAACAAUUUUCGGGGGCAACUGAUGUGUGGUCAUUUGGUGUGGUCCUAUGGGAAUUAACCACUUUAGCCCAGCAACCCUAUGAUGAAGUAGACCCCUUCGAAAUGGCAACCUGCUUAGCCAACGGCUACCGCCUCCAACAACCAGUCGGAUGUCCUGAUGAACUGUUCGCCGUGAUGAGCUGCUGCUGGCUGCACAAUCCGAACGAACGGCCCAACUUCGCACAACUGCUCGCCUACUUGCAGGACUUUCACACCGCCCUCGGGAAAUACAUUUAGAGUGUACGACGUUGAUAAGCAAACUUAAAAUUUUACUAAAAACUUUGUGUCAACAAUUUAUUUGUUUUUUGAAGAGAAAAGCGCUGAAAACAACACAAAUCAAAUGUUCUUGAGAAUAAAAACUUUAAUUUGUGACACCUGAGCGCUUAAUUCAUGAAAGUCAUGAAUGUAAAUGUGAUAACUUGUAUUAAUUAAGUAAAGUAAGUGAAUUUCACACAACUUUUACUGUAUACAUACCUAAUGUACUUAUGUUAAGUUAAAUUUAAAUUCAAAGUCAACGUGUUAGAUUUAUUUAUUUAUGUGCAGUAGAUAUUUGAAUAAGUUUCUCGUUAGUUCGGAAUAAGCAGGGUUUGUUUAAGACGUUUAAACAUUGUAGGCACAAUUAACUAAAUACUAGUAGCGUAAAUGUUUCGACGUGUUUCAUGUUUCAAGACUAUUGAGGAGAACGGGAUCAAAAAUUGUGACUACUGAUACAAUUAAACUACAAUUAAACAGUAAUUAAUUAUUAUUAAGUGUUAUAAAUUGUGAAUUGCGUCAAUUUGUAAGGAAAAACAACAAUCGACAACUUUAGGGCUUAGAAAAAGUCUUCAGAUACUAAAAUAUAAAAUUUUAGAACUAAAAUUAGUUGCGUUCGGUGUUUGUACCGCAACUCAAUGCAUUGGCCAAUAUUUCUGUAAUGAACACUGCCAAUUUUUUUAAAGAUACGAGUAGAAGCAAUUGUAAUCAAAUGAAUAAAUUUUAUUUGUUUCUCAAUUAAUGAUCGCUUUUCGCGUGCUGUGAGUGACGUUAAACUGAAAUUGCAAUUUCGAUUUGCGAGUUGCAAAGCGCAGAUUAAGUGGCAAUGAAAAGCACCUCGGAGAGAAUUAAAAACAGAAAGAAAAAACAAAACGCACUGACUGACUGAACAAUGAGCGCAAUUUUUCAGUUUAAUUAGAUGUUAAAUGUGCAUUUCCUCUCACUCUCUACAUGUUUCAACUUUACUUAUUAUGCAAUUACAAAGAAAUCUUCAACUACAAAAAAGAUUUAGACAAAUUUAUAAACGAAAAAUAUAAUAAAUUAUUUAUAUAAGAAAAGUGUACGAAAAAUAAUUUAAUGUGAAAGAUGAAAAGCAAAGGAAAAAUGUGAACAAGAUGUAUUUGUAUAAUGAAAAAAUAAAUCCGGUAAAUGUACGAAAAUAAAA
Molecule: messenger RNA, 3004 nt
Organism: Dalotia coriaria
Lineage: Eukaryota; Metazoa; Arthropoda; Insecta; Coleoptera; Staphylinidae
Product: tyrosine-protein kinase Dnt-like
Biological process (GO): cell surface receptor protein tyrosine kinase signaling pathway; positive regulation of kinase activity; multicellular organism development
Cellular component (GO): signaling receptor complex; plasma membrane
Molecular function (GO): ATP binding; protein kinase activity
Source: RefSeq, a predicted model, not a curated record